GUUACCGUGGAUACAUACAGCGGUAUGAUCGUGGCCACACAGCAUUCCAAGACAGAUUCCAAAGCCACCAUCCAACAUUGGCUGACAGCCAUGGCAUGGCUUGGAGUCCCAAAACAGAUCAAAACAGACAAUGGCACAAAUUUCACCUCAAAGACCGUCCAAGCAUUCAUCUCAAAAUGGAACAUCGCUUUGGUACACGGCAUCCCAUACAACAGCACCGGACAAGCCAUCGUCGAAAGAGCGAAUCAAACUCUGAAAACUAAACUGGAAGUCCUGGCAAAGACAGAAGGCUUCACCAAUGCCAUUCCUUCAAGUGACCAGGCGCGCAUACUGGCAACUGCGCUGCUAGCGUUAAACCAGUUCCCUAGGGGGGAUGAUACAAACAGUCCUGCCCAGAGACACUGGGCCACCCAAGCACUAGAGAAAGGCCCACGAGUUGUGAUCAGAAAUGAACUAGGGGAGUGGGAACAAGGUUGGAGGCUAGUACUAACGGGGCGGGGGUAUGCGGCCGUUAAAAGAGAUGGGAACGUUAAAUGGUGUCCACUCAAAUCUAUCAAACCAGACCUUCAAAGUGCAGCUAAUGAGAAUUCUAAGACUUUGUUUGCAGGACUGGAUCAUGGGACGCCCUCGCAACCCGUACGCCUCACUGCCGGGAAAGAGAGAGAGACCACCGAGCAACCCGGCAUCACCUGAGAAGCUCACACACUCACAAUCAAAGCAGCGACGGUAUUUCUGUGUCAUUUUGUUCCUAGGCUUGGUAGGCGGAGGGCACGCAAACACAAAGCAUUACCCUCACCAGCCGUUCAGGUGGGUUCUACGCCAUCUUUCAGGUGAGAGGGUCAUCAAAGAAAAUAUAACAGCAGACACCCCAUCCUUCAAGUUCAACCUAAAGGACAUUUUUCCCUUCUAUACGAAAUUCCCCAAAUUUGAUAAGCCAGCAAUAUUUCAGACGUAUUGGUGUCCUGCUUCCAACCCAGGGAAAGGUUACUGUAAUUACCCAGGGUAUGGAUAUUGUGGGUAUUGGGGGUGUGAAACUAUUGUUACAAGCGAUAGAUGGAAACCGCAACAGCCAGAUAAGUUCCUGCAGAUUAAGUAUUCUCCUCACGGCUGUAUCGAACCAAGGUUUGGCAUGGAUAAGUACGUACUCAUGCCCCAAGGCAGGGCUGAGCACACAUGCACAGGCUAUAUAAUGACAGUUCUGCAGCCAACCCACAAUAGCUGGGCCACAGGCAAGGUGUGGACAGCGUUUGUCCAUCAUCCUCGCCGUGUCUGGGUGAACAUACAAAUUAUCAGACUCCCACCCUCAAUAUCCCGAUCAGCCAGACCCAAUCCGGUUCUUACAAUGAGCAAACCCAGAAAAGGAAUUGCAGCUAACCAUAGCUCCAGCCACAACACACAGAUGCUGCGAUCUGUCUCCUCCCCAUCCGAUCUCUUAUCCAAACCAACCCUCUCUGAUCCCUUCCUAAGUGUGUUAAAUGCUACAUUUCUAUCGUUAAACCAGUCCAACCCAAAUCUCACAGAAUCGUGCUGGUUGUGCUAUGAUGCACGACCCCCUUUUUAUGAAGGUGUUGCCCUUGAUCUCCCGUUUAUCUUUUCAAAGUCGGACAAUCCACGCCAAUGCAGAUGGGACACACCCCGGAGGGGCAUCGCCCUAAGCCAGGUCACAGGCCAAGGCAGAUGCUUUGGAAACGCAGCCAUGGCGAAGCGGACUGGUAGCGUCUGCCGGAACUUCGUCAAACUUAAAAGGGGAAAGUUCCAGUGGGCGAUCCCAGCCGCAUCGGGGAUGUGGGUCUGUCACCGAGCUGGAGUAACCCCAUGUGUGCUCAUUACCAAAUUCAAUCACUCUGCUGACUUUUGUGUCCAAGUUCUCAUUGUUCCUAGAGUCCAGUACCGCCAGGACGACGAGGUGUACCACCUGCUCGAGGAACCAGGCCGGCUCCACAAGCGGGAAGUGUUAACAGGCAUCACCAUCGCGAUGCUCCUCGGCUUAGGAGUUACCGGCGCUGCCACAGGUGUCUCGUCCCUGGCAACUCAGCAUCAAGGACUGACCCACCUUCAAAUGACAGUCGACGAAGACUUGCAAAAGAUCGAGAAAUCCAUUUCAUCCCUGGAAACAUCCCUCUCCUCACUCUCAGAAGUCGUCCUCCAAAACAGGCGAGGACUGGACCUUCUGUUCAUGCAGCAGGGGGGCCUAUGUGCCGCCCUGAGGGAGGAAUGCUGCUUCUAUGCAGACCACACGGGAGUUGUUAGAAACUCCAUGGCCGAGCUGAGGGAGCGACUGAACCAGAGAAAAAUGGACAGAGAAGCUAAACAGGGCUGGUUCGAAUCGUGGUUCAACCAGUCCCCAUGGCUCACCACCCUAAUUUCUACAUUAAUCGGCCCGGUCAUUAUAAUCCUACUAACACUAAUCUUCGGGCCUUGCAUAUUUAACAAAUUAGUACUAUUUGUCAAAAAGCGUUUAGAAGCAGUUAACAUUAUGUUCGUCGAACGCCGACAGCUGCUUUAAAGUGUGCUCGUUACUAACAAAUUUACAAUUUUAUACUAACCUUACUAACACAUAAAAUUUUAGAAUGUCCAUAUUAGGUAAUCUUUAUAUGAUUUUUUACUAAUCAUGAGGGAGGGGGGAAAUGUAGAGAGAUAGGGACAUUGCGAACGGAAGAUUCUCGGGAUGUACGGGCAGCCAGGGACCCCCUUCACCUCCACCUUGUGGUCUGACCUCAGCUCUGUACCUGGCCACCCCUUGCCGGAUGUGAGCUAGAGGAAAUGACCCAA
This is a messenger RNA of Oenanthe melanoleuca, 2772 nucleotides long. Its product is annotated as MLV-related proviral Env polyprotein-like. Bases 503 to 2506 code for a protein of 667 amino acids. The record is from RefSeq and is a predicted model, not a curated record. NCBI's taxonomy places the organism in Eukaryota, Metazoa, Chordata, Aves, Passeriformes, Muscicapidae. The transcript has a single exon.